CGUUGUGGGUUAGCGCUUGAACGACUGAAUGUCAUUUGGGUAUCCCGCAAUUUAUCUCCACUUUUUGGCUCCAACUGAGCACCGCAAACACCACAACGAACAUACAGCAACCCAAUAACCCACUUACUUUGAGAAACGAAAGAUAACGAACUUUUAACACCUUCCCAACCCAACCCAAGCCAGACUACAUGCAUUAACAAAAUUACGCAACAAUGAGGUAUCGUCCAUCAACUCCAUUGAUCUUUUUUGCCUAUCUUGUAUCGUCUUGUGCUGGUGACUGGACCGAGAGUCUUCAUGGAUAUUUCUCCUACAAAGAUGCCGCAUGCCAAGACAGUUCGACCAUUGCCGGUACGGCAGUGAUGAGCUACGACGAUGACGACUUCACCGCCAUGUAUGGAAUGGAGUUUGAUUACGAAGGAAGCUGCUUGUAUUACGUGGGAGGAUCCAUCGAUAUUUACUCGUACGAUAUUGACAAGGAAAUCUUUGGAGAAGGCGUCUGUACCGAGUGCUACGGCAUGGUGGGGUGUUCUACCGAUGGUUCCUGUGACAACUUUAUGACAUACACUGCAUCGGUCCGUAGUAGUAGCAGUGGAUACCAGUUGACUGGCAGCAAGACGCGACUGGACAAUGAAACUCUACAAGAGCUCAAGGAACCUGCCCUGGGUCUUCAAAAUUCCGUCCAGAAUGCCGUCUUUUACCAUGAAAACCGGAGUAGUGGUGCGCCCCAAGACGAUCCACGCUUCUACAUUCUAGGAGGUGCGAUAGGGUGCGUCAGUCUGCUGGGUUUGGUUGCCGUUCUGGAGCGAUUGCGUCAACGACGAGUCGCAAGGGAACAAAAGGUGCUAGAGCUGAGCGAUGGCGCUGGUGGCGACUACUUCAAUACAGUUUAGUCGGUAUGGUUACAGCCAAUAUCCACAGUACCUUUCUCUCUCUGAAGAUUGGAUCUUCGCCAUGGGGAAGUGACUGGGAAGGGAAUGAUGCGUCAGUGGGCUGCAUACUCUAAACUACAUAAUUUUCUCUUAUACAUGUAUU
Seminavis robusta is the source of this 1032-nucleotide messenger RNA. NCBI's taxonomy places the organism in Eukaryota, Bacillariophyta, Bacillariophyceae, Naviculales, Naviculaceae. The record is from the annotation of a GenBank genome assembly.